CGAUGCUGCUAACCGUUGUUUGGAACAACCUUUGAACCUUGAACUGAGAUCCAUAAUCUGUUGUCGCGUGAUUCAAAACAACACUGCCAGCAGUUACCCAAAGCGUUUCGCAAUACAACAGCUGUUACAGCAGUGAAUACCACUAUGUCAUGUUGUUCCCGGAUGUUAGACUAGUCGAUAGAGACAGUGAGACGAGAACCAGACAACGACACCUGCUUUGAAAGUUGAUGAAGACGUUGAGGAGUCGUUGGUGGUGACGUGAGCCACUAGUACUGUUGUUGCCGUAGAUAACGACAUCGCCGAACGCUCCAGCAAGUAACCCACGGGAUUAACGAGGCAUACUCUGCAGACAGUAGAUGUGAGUUUCAUCUCCGACCAUGACGCCAGGGAGAAUGCUGAUGUUUCCACUUGUUGUUAUUGUGUUUCCUGUGGCCAAAGGUCAAUCAUGCAGCUUCAGUGAGGUUCCGGGACAGAAGGGGUCGGACAGCCUGUGGAGUGACACGGCGACCGACACGAGCCUGAGUGCCUGCAAGACUCUCUGUAACACGACUGAGUUGUGUAUAGCGGGAGAAUUCCUCUCCACCACGAACACGUGUCACAUCUACCUGGUGGAGACAAACCUCACUGAUCAAACUGAGGCGGUGUUCUUUCAGUGGGCCUGUAACAAAGAAACCAAUGUUUCAGACGGAUUCCCUGUAGCUUUGACAGUGGGAUUAGUCGUCGGUGCUGUGGCGCUCGUUGGCACGACAGCAGCAGUUGUCGUAGGCGUCAAAAAAUAUAACAAUAGACAAUGACAAAACCGAGAGCGAAGGCCAAGAUAAAAACUUCACGAAAGUCUGCCACAGCCCCAGCCGAUGAAGAAGAAAAAUUGAAAUCGGACAGAGAAAGUAUGAAGAAACCGACUGGCGUUUUUUAAAAAGAAAAUGAAUAGGUUCAAAGGAAAUAUAACGAAAGGCUCAUAUAGCCUUUAAUUAACAAGAAUGGCAAUUUUAGUUACUUACUAUAUUUCUGAAAUGAAAAAAUAGUGUUAAAGGUGUCUGAAAGAGGCGAUGUGACCGACCGAUAUAUAUAAAGGGAAUAUGUCUAAAAAAACCUUGAUGUUAAAUCAGGGAAUAUGUAUAAUACCUGAAAAAUUUAGGGAUUAUGUAUAUUCCCUCAGAGAAUCAAACAUUAAAUAUAUUCCCUGAAAAUUUCAGGGGUUAUACAUAUUCCAUGUAACAUAUGUAUAUCUUUUAUAUCAUAUAUAGCUUUUAUUGUUUAAAAGUAAAACAAGAAUAUAUAAUAAUAUGUCAUAAAUAUUAUGGAAUACUGUAAGGGACAUUCUCAUAAAUGCCCAAAACACGAGAAUGCGAGAUCGCGAGAACGCGAGAUUUGGCCAAAAUCUCGCAUUCUCGUG
Molecule: messenger RNA, 1396 nt
Organism: Haliotis rufescens (red abalone)
Lineage: Eukaryota; Metazoa; Mollusca; Gastropoda; Lepetellida; Haliotidae
Exons: 5
Coding region: 378-794 (138 amino acids)
Source: RefSeq, a predicted model, not a curated record